GCGGCGAAUAGCGGUGGGACACUGGCAUUACCGAGCACAGGUGCACGGGGCGGGAGCCCCGCGGCUCGACGGGCGGGGUGCCGCGGCCGAGGCUGCGGUGCCGAGGGAGACUCCAGCCUCGCGCCGCCAGUCAACCCCUCGCUCCCUCCCUCCCUCCUUCCCUCCCUCCUUCUCGCUGGGUUGGCGGGGACCGGGGCCUAGGGCGCGGGGGCGGGAGAACUCUAGACGCCUCUUGGGAAGCAAUUCCUAAUUAUGGGACCUGCGGCGGAGCAGCGCAGGAAGCAAGUCCCAAGUCAGCAUGCGAUCUACUCGCGCAUCCCUAAUGUAGGCGCACCCCUAGUUUUAGUUUGCUUGGCCUUGUUAGUCGCAGGUGUUUACGUACAAAAGAGUCAUUUUAUUCCACUCAACUCAAACCUGCAGAGGUUGAGUGAGCACCGAGAUGUGCUUUUUAAAGAUACUGUUCUACUUUAAAAUGUUUCAUCCCCAGUAUAUAGUAUAUUGAUGAUAAGGAUCUACUUUUUAUUAUUUUAAUGUUUGCUCAAUUUGGGUGAUAGGUUGUGUAAGGAAUAUGAAAAUGUGGAAUGAAGCUUUAGGCUGAUCGCUUUAGGUAUGAUCGCUAACGUUGUAGGUUUUUUCAAGAAUUUAAAUAUACAAAUAAAAAUAAUUUACCCACAUUAUCGAACCCCACUAAAGAAUACCGUUCUUGUCCGUAUUCUUUCCCUAUGCUGUUCUGUAUCUUUAUUACACAGUUCUGCCCCAUUCAUAAGCAACUUUGUUUAUAUAGUGUUGAAUAUUUAUUAUAUUGAGUACAUAGUCAAAGUUGUUCUUGAAUACCCCACUGUGGAGCCUUUGUUUAUGUCCAGAAUUUCUGCUCUUUAAAAAAGCAGUUACCAUCACUGAGCAUAGAGUUUUGUCCUUGUUUCCUUGGGGGUAAAUUUCAGGAGUUGGAAAUGGUGAAUCAAACUUUUGUAUUCUUUGUUUGACACUUUAAUAUGAAUUGUUUUCUAAACAAGGCAUGUUUGCAAUAGACAUUUUUCAAAAUCUGGAUAUUCGCUCGGUUCUGUUCCCUGUAGGUGGAAUUCAGCAAGGUAGCAAGUCAUUUUCUGUGUUGGUGGAGACAGGAUGUGCAGCUAGUAUUGUAUACUACCAACUCUUACAAAUCAGGCAUAGACCAAGUUCUGUCUGCUGCUGAGAGGCCAUGCAGUCUUGAAUGUUCAUCCUUUGUAGAUGCUGUGCUUUCUUGUAAAGCAGGGGUCAGCCACCCUUUUCUAUAAAAGGAGGAAUUUUGUUGUCAAAGAAUAAAAGGAGGUUAUCCAUAAUUGACUUUAAGCAGCAAACAGUAAAACACUGAGCUCUUCAGCUCCACCUUUCUUGCUCUGAGAAUUGGAAAACCAAGAAGGUUUUGAUGUUUUGUUUGACGCCACCUGAAUUAGAAACAAAGAUGAACAUAACCAAAGGAGGUCUGGUGCUAUUUUCAGCAAAUUCUAAUUCAUCAUGUAUGGAGCUUUCAAAGAAAAUUGCUGAGCGGCUGGGAGUGGAGAUGGGCAAAGUGCAGGUUUACCAGGAGCCUAACCGAGAAACAAGAGUACAGAUUCAAGAGUCUGUGAGGGGGAAAGAUGUUUUCAUCAUCCAGACUGUCUCAAAGGAUGUGAACACCACCAUCAUGGAGCUCCUGAUUAUGGUGUACGCAUGUAAGACCUCUUGUGCCAAGAGCAUCAUCGGCGUGAUCCCCUACUUUCCUUACAGCAAACAGUGCAAGAUGAGGAAAAGAGGCUCCAUUGUCUCUAAAUUAUUGGCCUCCAUGAUGUGCAAAGCUGGUCUAACCCACCUCAUUACUAUGGAUUUACACCAGAAGGAAAUUCAGGGUUUCUUUAAUAUUCCCGUGGAUAAUUUAAGAGCAUCUCCCUUCCUGUUACAGUAUAUUCAAGAAGAGAUCCCAGAUUACAGGAAUGCAGUCAUCGUGGCCAAGUCUCCAGCUUCAGCCAAGAGGGCACAGUCUUUUGCUGAGCGCCUGCGCCUGGGAAUUGCCGUGAUUCAUGGAGAAGCACAGGAUGCUGAGUCAGACUUGGUUGAUGGACGGCACUCCCCACCCAUGGUCAGGAGUGUGGCUGCCAUCCACCCCAGCCUGGAGAUCCCCAUGCUGAUUCCUAAAGAAAAGCCACCAAUUACGGUCGUUGGUGAUGUUGGAGGAAGGAUUGCCAUCAUUGUGGAUGAUAUCAUCGAUGAUGUCGACAGCUUUCUUGCUGCAGCAGAGACCCUGAAGGAAAGAGGUGCAUAUAAGAUCUUCGUAAUGGCAACUCAUGGCUUGUUGUCUUCUGAUGCCCCCCGGCUGAUUGAAGAGUCUGCCAUUGAUGAGGUAGUGGUUACCAAUACAAUUCCACAUGAAAUUCAGAAGCUCCAGUGCCCCAAGAUCAAAACUGUGGACAUCAGCAUGAUUCUUUCAGAAGCCAUCCGUCGCAUUCACAAUGGAGAGUCUAUGUCCUACCUAUUCAGAAACAUAGGCUUAGAUGACUAAAAGGCUUUCCUUUUUUAAAACCCCCAAGGGCCAAACUGGAAGCACAGGCAUGAAUACUGUGAGGACCCUUCUGGCUGGAACUGGAUUACUUGAUGGAACCCCUAUGUUGUAUUCCUCCCCCCUCCUCCCACCCUCUCCCUGUGGAUUCCUGGGAACAUAGAACAACUUUUUAUGUUGGGUUGGGUAUUUGAGUUUUGGGAGCAAUUUUUAUAAAAGAAAAACUAUUCUCCUCUUAAAUAAAUUAAGACAUGGUUGUUUUUAGUGUAACUAUUAAAAAAUAACACUUGGAGUAAGAUCUUUGAGCUCACAAACAGCCUUUUAUCAAAGUUACUUAAGCCAAGUGUCCAGAAAUAUUGUUAAAAUGGUCUACUCUGACACCUGCAAUUGAAAAGCCAAAAAGAUUAUACUGUUGACUCAAGUAAGUGAUGUUUUUAGAAAUGCUUUUAUAGACAAGCAUAUGGAAUAUGUGGCUGUAUUUAUUUUCUUCAACAAAAGAAGGAAUAUAAAAAUUUGUGUUUGUGUGUGUUUUUUAAAACUUAAUGUUCUGGCAGUUGUUUUAUAACUGAAAUAAAAUGUAAGCAGAAUA
Molecule: messenger RNA, 3101 nt
Organism: Sciurus carolinensis (gray squirrel)
Lineage: Eukaryota; Metazoa; Chordata; Mammalia; Rodentia; Sciuridae
Gene: Prpsap2
Product: phosphoribosyl pyrophosphate synthetase associated protein 2
Exons: 13
Coding region: 1406-2515 (369 amino acids)
Biological process (GO): 5-phosphoribose 1-diphosphate biosynthetic process; purine nucleotide biosynthetic process
Cellular component (GO): cytoplasm; ribose phosphate diphosphokinase complex
Molecular function (GO): ribose phosphate diphosphokinase activity; magnesium ion binding
Source: RefSeq, a predicted model, not a curated record